AUGUUAUUGGCGUGUCUCGGUUUGUGCGUUCUUCUCGCUGGCCCACACGCAAUUGAAGCGUUCUCGUUGAGAGAUUUCGUUCGUCCAGGCAGCAACAAGCGAGAUGCUGGAGAUAAAUCGCCGUGUCCCACGUGGCAUCCGUUCGAGUGUCCGAGUGGUGAGUGCGUGCCGAUCAAAUAUCUCUGUGACGGAUCGCCCGAUUGUUCUGAUGAGUACGACGAGAACAAGAGCAUGUGCACAGCCGCAACCCGACCUCCCGUUGAGGAAACGGCUCUCUUCUUGAAAACCCUUAUGCAUGCACAUGGAAAAGAUUUCCUUGUCAAGGUAUUCGGUGAGAAAGCCAGAAACGAGCUCGCCGGAAUGGGCGGCGUGGACAAAGUGGCCGUUUCGUUGAGUCAAUCACCAACAGCUGACGUGUUCGCGAAAGAGUUCGUCUUUAACCCACAAGAGGAGCAGGGAAUGAUCGGAGUCUUUGAGGGAAUCUUGAACGGAACACCCGAAGAGCUCACCGCUAACGAGGCGUCCGACUUUCGAUUUUUCGUCCAAAAACUCCAAGAAACCGGAUUUUUCAAU
Messenger RNA from Mesorhabditis belari, 573 nucleotides. The record is from the annotation of a GenBank genome assembly. Lineage: Eukaryota; Metazoa; Nematoda; Chromadorea; Rhabditida; Rhabditidae.